AUGGGCCAGACACAGCUGAAAGCGGCCAGGGCCCCAGACGAACAUGUGGAUUACGAAUUUCAAGAAGAACCAAGCCUGCGGCGAGGCAGCACCUUUGAUGUGCUUCCUUACGCUGGAGAGGAACAACUACACAGCAGAAUGCAAGACCAUGGUGGAACAGGCGGCCUAUUUUUGCUGCCUGUGGUCACGACAGACUCGGUUUUGCUGAAGGAUACGACUGUGCUGCUGAUGCUGGCGUCACUGGUGACCAAGGACUUCACUUUGGUGGAUCCUCAGGUUCAUGAGGAAACACAGUCAGAGCUGUUCUCGCCUUUGCUUUCUCUCCCCAUGGAGAUUUUGUAUCAGAUUGUGGAGAUUGUCUACUACGACGAGACGACGUCUUCUAUUCCUGCAAACCUUGAGAAGUUCCUGAAGACGAUCCCCGUGCUCCUGAAGACCUUCAACCAGUUGGCCAUGCGUUUCUUAUACAAGUACGCCAUCUUCACUCGGCCCCACUCGUUCGAUAAGUUCCUUCACAACAUAUUGAACCAACCAGACCUCGGCAUCUACGUGGACUUUUUGGAUUUCCAGACCUUCACUUCGAUUGGUCUCGGCAGAACAGGCAGAAUGAACCAGGAGAUCCAGAUGGUCACCUCCCAAACUAUCGAAUUAGCGCUUCGCAUGUGCCCCAAUUUGAUUGAAUUCAUGGCAUCUGAGAACAUUCAAGACGAUAUGGACGUCACGGUGUUGCUGAUGCUCUUCAAUAACCUCCCCAAAAUCCAGGCCUUGGACUUCUGUGGAGCGUCCCUGAGGGCACUCGCUAUGGCAUUCAACGAGCUUGAAAUCACCGGCUCAGAUAUGGCAGAUUCUGAUGCAAUGUCUGACAGCGCUCUGACCAUCUCCUUGAAGAAGGGCUCCUUGAGCAACCUCUUCAAAAUCUCCUUCCACGACUGCUCUAAUUUGGCGCCAUCUGUGUUUGAGAAACUCCUACCACACUUCACUCAUUUACGCCGCCUUGAUCUCAAUCACACCUCCAUCACUUCUAGCAUUUUACUCUCGCAUCUCCCGCAUUCUUGCCGACUUACGCAUCUUUCCCUAGCUCGGUGUUCCAAGCUCACAACCAAGGAUUUGAUCAUAUUUUUGGAAAAACACCCCGCCGUGGCCCUGGACUCCCUCGAGUGGCUCAACCUCCAAAUCGACUCCAAUGUGGUGUCGCCGCUUUCAGAUGUCUAUCUCCACUACGUCCUUAACCAUCUCCUGGCAUCUAACUUGAAGUACCUCAACUUGGGGGGUCUUCCAGUGAACUCGAAAAUUCUAAAGCUCAUCAGAUCAAAGUUUGAGGCUUUGGAGAGUCUCACAAUCUCCCAUUCUACUGUUGAUAUUUCAGACUUGGAGAACUUCAUGCAUGAGAACGACCAGAUCAAGUUCCUUGAUCUUACCUCAAUCAAGUCCUUGGAUCGUUGGAAGCUCACCAACUUGCUCAAGACUUGCUACAGCACCAAUCUUGAGGCCAUUGAAUUCGACUACAAGACACUCUACGAUGUCACUGGAGGUAACUACGUCAGGGUUGAUGCUAUCCAGACUGACUUCAGAGUCCUUGGCGACCCACAGCUCCCCCAAGUAUGGAAGUUCUAUGACAACGAAGGCCGUCGUGCAUGGAUUUACAAGAUUGAUUCAUCUGAUCCCCUGUACGACUCGAUCAUUUCAGGCAACAAGCUGAACCAGAACUUCGCAUCGAACUUGGUGUACUAUGAUUUGGAGACGGGUGCAAAGAUCGAAACUAAGCUGACCAAGCCGUCGUUUCUCAAGUACGCAUCCAGAAAGGUUAAUUGCUCCAUUGGGUACUACAACCUCAACAACACGAAGAAGAAGAAGUACGUCAAGGGCGAGUUGCACGAGCUGGUAUGGCCUGUGGAGUUCAGUCAAAGAGGUAUUUACAACUACUAUUCCUUGAACGUGAAGUGA
Candidozyma duobushaemuli is the source of this 1944-nucleotide messenger RNA. RefSeq lists its product as uncharacterized. The record is from RefSeq and is a predicted model, not a curated record. The coding region runs from base 1 to 1944 and encodes 647 amino acids. The transcript has a single exon. Lineage: Eukaryota; Fungi; Ascomycota; Pichiomycetes; Serinales; Metschnikowiaceae.